Molecule: messenger RNA, 2286 nt
Organism: Aspergillus homomorphus CBS 101889
Lineage: Eukaryota; Fungi; Ascomycota; Eurotiomycetes; Eurotiales; Aspergillaceae
Gene: ptcF
Product: type 2C protein phosphatase ptcF
Exons: 3
Coding region: 188-2008 (606 amino acids)
Biological process (GO): protein dephosphorylation
Molecular function (GO): protein serine/threonine phosphatase activity
Source: RefSeq, a predicted model, not a curated record
AUAACGAGAGCGGUAUCACAUGACGCAAUCUCUCGCCCGCCUUCUUUCUGCUGUCUUUCUCCGCGUUCUUGCCUCCUCCCAGUAUUGAAUCUCCAAUUCUCGCUUCCUUCUACAUUUCCCCCCCAAAAACCGAGAGAAAGUCCAGAAACUCCCUGCCCAUAGUUCUCUCGCUUUACCUAUCAGUCAAAUGCGUCGUGCGGCUCUACACGCUCUCCGUACUGCCCGUCGCGUGCCAGCAGGAUGGAAAGCUGCCGGUAGGAAACCGUGCGCGGUGUCCUUCUCCAGCAGUCCUAAUCUCAGUCUCCGUCCGCCCUCCUUCUCCGCGGGCAGAUAUCCCCCUUUCCUCCCCGCCACAUUACAGUCAUCGAUGCAUCUUCGAAAUUUCUCGCUCGCGGUGAUCUCCACGGUCGUUGCUUCAGGGGCCUGGUAUGCUUACCAAGGCAACAGCGGUGCCCAGCCGUCAGCAGCCUGGAACGUAACAACAUCCGCCUCACCGAUCGGCUCCGUCUCCACUGCGGGCGUCCACGCCGAAGACCGCGCGGAAACCACCCGCCGUGCCCUUCUGGUGGACAACGACCAGUUCUAUACCGCCGAGCUAUCGGGAGAACAGCCUCUCUCCAAGCACACGGACGAUUCCGAUCGCCGAGUUCUCGAAAUGUUGACACCGGAGCAGGCAACCCAGAAACUCCGGAAGAACGAGGAGUCAUAUCUUGUGAAUCGCGGCCAGGGUGUGGUUCGCUAUGAUAUUGUUCAGGUGCCCAGCAACUCCCCUAUCGAGGAUGAUCACGCCGAGAAAGUUGUUGAGGUGCCGUCCUCCGUGGCAGCAGCUCAAGAGGGCCAGGCCAACAGUGAUUGGAUGUUCUGGGGCGUGUUCGAUGGCCACUCUGGCUGGACGACCUCCGCCAAGCUGCGUAACGUGCUCAUCUCAUAUGUUGCUCGGGAGCUGAACUCCACCUAUAAAGCCGCAGCUGCGGAUCCCUCGGUGCUUACUCCUUCGUCUGAAGCGGUGGACGCUGCCAUCAAACAGGGCUUCGUCCGACUGGACAAUGAUAUCGUAUACAACAGUGUCGAUAAGGUGUUGAAGUCCAACUCACGCCGUGUCGCGGCCGAACUGCUGGCUCCGGCUCUUUCUGGUUCUUGUGCGCUACUGGCUUUUUACGACUCUCAGUCUAAGGACUUGAAGGUUGCUGUCGCCGGUGACUCGCGCGCUGUUCUGGGCCGUCGGGGCCCGAAUGGAAAGUGGUCUGCGACAGCGCUUUCCGAAGAUCAAACCGGCGGCACUCCGUCGGAGAUGGAGCGCCUUCGUGCGGAGCAUCCGGGAGAGACCAAUGUUGUACGCAAUGGACGAAUCCUCGGCCAGCUGGAACCCAGCCGAUCCUUUGGCGAUGCUUUUUACAAGUGGAGCAGGGAGACUCAGGAGAAGAUCAAGCGGCAAUUCUUCGGCCGCACGCCCCACCCCAUGCUAAGGACCCCUCCGUAUGUCACCGCAGAGCCUGUGAUUACUACCACCAAGAUCGAGCCCAGCCGGGGUGACUUCCUCGUCCUCGCCACGGACGGUCUCUGGGAGAUGCUAAGCAAUGAGGAAGUUGUUGGUUUGGUGGGAGAGUGGGUUGAACAACAGCAGCAGAAGUCUGGUAGCGGCAAGACUUGGCUGCGCAGCUGGUUUGGAUUCGAAAACAAACAGCUCCCCGUCGAGGCGGUCGCUGAGACUGGCACGGAAGGCCAGCGCCGCCCUAUCCGCCAGCAGCAGUAUGAUAUUUCUGGUGCGGCCAGUCGAUUCACCGUAGAAGAUAACAACGCGGCAACUCAUCUUGUGCGUAAUGCUAUGGGCGGCAAGGAUAAGGAUAUGGUUUGCGCCCUGUUGACGCUUCCAAGCCCCUAUUCUCGGCGUUACCGUGACGACGUCACCGUCGAGGUUAUUUUCUUCGGCGAGGGCCCUGACUCUCGAACUAUCACCGUCAACCAGGAGGCUAGCGCGUCCGAGGAGCCUCCUAAGGCAAAACUGUAGAUUAAGCAGCCACCAUCACGGCAUCUCGUUCUGAGGUUCCAAGGUGCUCUUUCUCCCUUCCAAAAUCAUUGUUCCAGAAAGAUCGGAUAGACCUCGGCUCUUCCUCCAUCCUCUGCCCCUGUUUCUUUCUACUCAAUCCGGUUCUUGUUGCCCUGGAUUUUACAAGGUUUCUAUUCUAGUGAGUUGGAUCUGCAUAGCAGAAUUUAUGUGGCAUUACGUCCCGCGGGCCUGGGAUGACGAAGCUGUUUCAGCUCAUAUGCAAUCAAUCGCAUGAAGAC